AAAUGGGGACAGAAGGAAAUGGUCGUCCCAAAGACGCAUCGGCAUAGCACACUCCCCCGCGUCUCCCUCGGUCGUGCUCGCUGCAACAUCGGAGUGGAUUCCAUCGACGGUGGUCGAUACUCACGAGGCAACGCCGCCUCCCCCAGCAAUAAAGCACCCGCACCUCAGCUCCCACUCAUUCCUCUCUCUUGCACUCAUCGCUACUGGAGCAGCUGUAGCAGGGUCUUCUCGCUCUUUCCGCUGAUCCCCCGGUCGGCCCCGUGUUCGCCCUUCUUGCAGCCAUGGCUGCUCCCAUCACCGCCGCCGCCGCCGCAAGGUCCUCCGUCCUCGUCUACUCCCCUGCGCUGCGGGUACAGGGAAUGGAUGCAGUGUCAUUUCGAGUAUCGGCAUCUUUCCCCAGGCAAAGAACAAGCUUUCCAUCUAUUCGAGUGCAGCGGAUUCCAAAGCGCUUUCAGGUGUCAUGUUCGGCUAAACAAGAAACCAUUGAGAAGGUUUGUGAAAUAGUGAAGGGUCAGUUAGCUCUACCCGAAGACAGCACUGUAACAGGAGAGACAAAGUUUGUGGACCUUGGAGCUGAUUCACUCGAUACUGUCGAAAUUGUGAUGGGGCUUGAGGAAGCAUUCCAAAUCAACGUGGACGAAUCGAGCGCUCAAGAGAUCCAGACGGUGGGGGAUGCUGCCGCUCUCAUUGACAAGCUUAUUGCAGAGAAGGAUGCUUGAAAUGACAGAAUUACCUGAAUGAAUUGUUUUGCGAGCUCCUAGAUUGCUCUCUGCAUGGUGGCGGGCUGGUGGCUAUGCUUCUUAGUUAGUGCCUGUUGGGAUUAAUAAAGGAGGGAAAUCGUCUUAGAGACGAGUCCUUUUUGCCCCUUGAAUCUUGUGAGAGACAGCAUUGCGUCAAUGUAGCUGAAGAGGGUAUUGCAAUCUAUUGCGAAGAAUUUGAACUUUUUUCACCCAUGAUUUCCAAGCCAGGGAGAUUAUGAGUUUGGAUUAAAUA
Messenger RNA from Setaria italica (foxtail millet), 993 nucleotides. Its product is annotated as acyl carrier protein 3, chloroplastic. Gene Ontology annotation, biological process: fatty acid biosynthetic process. The transcript has 4 exons. Gene Ontology annotation, molecular function: acyl carrier activity. The record is from RefSeq and is a predicted model, not a curated record. Lineage: Eukaryota; Viridiplantae; Streptophyta; Magnoliopsida; Poales; Poaceae. Bases 282 to 719 code for a protein of 145 amino acids.